Lacerta agilis (Sand lizard) is the source of this 1510-nucleotide messenger RNA. It is a transcript of the gene SDR16C5, whose product is annotated as short chain dehydrogenase/reductase family 16C member 5. NCBI's taxonomy places the organism in Eukaryota, Metazoa, Chordata, Lepidosauria, Squamata, Lacertidae. Gene Ontology annotation, cellular component: lipid droplet. The record is from RefSeq and is a predicted model, not a curated record. The transcript is spliced from 7 exons. The coding region runs from base 194 to 1129 and encodes 311 amino acids. Gene Ontology annotation, molecular function: oxidoreductase activity, acting on the CH-OH group of donors, NAD or NADP as acceptor.
CCCGGGGCACGUGCGCUGGCCAAGUGCUUUUACUGUAUAGCUCGGGACUGCAGCUCGUUGUGUGGCGAGGUUGUCUGCGCAGCCGGAGGAGCGUCCCCUGCGAUUUCCUAGACAGCACACACUCAAAAACUUGAAAUUUAUUCACAGCAGUUGAAUCUAACUCAUCUUUUUAAUCAUUGAAAUAUUGUCCAAGAUGAACUUCUUCCUGGAAACACUCAGAGUCAUUGGACUGGUAGUAUAUUUUACACUGGAGUAUUUUGUCUUAUUAUUCAUCCCUGUGCGGAAGAAGAAUGUGACUGGUGAAAUCGUGCUUAUCACAGGAGCUGGAAGCGGAAUCGGAAGGCUGAUGGCUCUGAAAUUUGCUCGUCUUGGAGCUACGUUGGUACUCUGGGAUAUCAAUGUAGAAGGCAACAAAGAGACAGCCAGAUUGGCAAGGAAAAAUGGAGCUGUGAGAGUGCACAACUACACUUGUGACUGUAGCAAAAGGCAGGAGGUUUAUCAAGUAGCAGAUCAGGUGAAAAAAGAAGUUGGUGAUGUUAGCAUCCUGAUUAACAAUGCUGGCAUUGUGACGGGAAAGAAAUUCUUGGAUUCUCCAGACGCAAUGAUACAGAAGUCUAUGGAAGUGAACACAAUGGCACACUUCUGGACUGUCAAAGCAUUUCUUCCAGCCAUGGUAGCUUCUAAUCAUGGACAUGUGGUGACUAUUGCAAGUGCAGCUGGCUUAGUUGGCGUCACAGGACUGGCAGAUUACUGUGCAAGUAAAUUUGCAGCAGUUGGCUUCGCUGAGUCUCUAGGUUUAGAGAUUUUGGCAUUGGGAAAGACUGGUGUUAAAUCCACAAUUGUCUGUCCAUUUUUCAUAAACACGGGAAUGUUUGAUGGCUGUCAAACCAAGUGGCCACGGCUCCUGCCUGUUCUAGAUGCAGACUUUGCAGCUGAAAGAAUUGUCUCUGGUAUUCUGCGAAAUCAGGUGUAUGUCUACAUCCCGCGUACCAUAGCCCUUUUGAUUGCACUGAAAGGUUUAAUACCUACAAAAGUUGGCCUAGUUCUCGGAGAAUAUAUAGGGUAUUUCCAUUUUAUGGAGACGUUCACAGGUCGUGCAAAUAAGAUUGAAGACAAUAAAUCUCGGUAAACAGCAACAAAAAUUCCAACUUUGACUUACCUCCUGAAAGUCAGACAUGUGGAACUCCUGUAAUGCCAAUACUUAAUGUGUGUGCCUGAAACAUCAAAGAUAGCAUGACUUGUUAGUAAGAAAUAAAAUUAUUUUUGAAAUUAAUUUCACUGAUGGUGGAAUAGGAGUGAUUUUUAAUUACAACUGUUUUUAGAACCGCUGCUAUGUCCUUGUUGUAUGUAGCUUGUGAAUUAAUAAUUUAUUGCAAUAAAAAUCACUUAAAUCUUGGAACAAAUUUGUAUAUAUUAAGGCUUUUGGAGCUUUACUCUUUCAUGUACAAAUUAAACAGCAAUAAUUUUAAAAACUGUUUUUUCUCAAUAAAUGAUUUAUCUAACUCCUGAA